Strongylus vulgaris is the source of this 429-nucleotide messenger RNA. NCBI's taxonomy places the organism in Eukaryota, Metazoa, Nematoda, Chromadorea, Rhabditida, Strongylidae. The record is from the annotation of a GenBank genome assembly.
GAGGAGCGAAGAUGUCAGCCAUACGCCUUUCCGCCGAGAGAGCGUCCACGGGAUCUUGGUCUGAUCGAUCAAAUCCACGAUCGCAGCUUUACGUGGGGCGCACCUUACGCUCCACCUGCGUGCUACCUCUACGAUGGCUACAUCAUGUUGCCCUCACUAGGCCUCGAUGCAGAAAUCGUCGAAGUCCAAAAAGUUGCACGCGAAUUUGCACGUCGAGAAAUGUAUCCGAAUAUGGCGAAGUGGGAUAAAGAGGAGCACUUUCCUGUAGAGAUGAUGAAAUAUGCGGGAGAGCUAGGAUUCGGUGCAAUUUACUGUCAAGAAGACUUCGGUGGAUGUGGUAUGAGCCGUCUUCACGCCUCAGUAAUCUUCGAGCAGUUAGCAGCUGGUUGUGUUUCAACUGCUGCUUACAUGAGCAUUCAUAACAUGUGA